AUAUGUGUUCAUUUCAGAUCAGCAAAAGGUUAGUAUGAACUUUAUAAAUCUUUAACUUUGUAAUAUUUUGUAGUUUUGUAAAGUAACUGAGCAUACACUUUGGUUGACAGGGUUUGGUAGCUGUUUUCGAGGAGAUGUCAGAAAGAAUUGAGCAUAGACUUUGUUUAAGGCAUCUUUAUGCAAACUUCAAGAAGAAGUUUGGAGGAGGUGCAUUGAUUAGAGACAUCAUGAUGGGAGCAGCCAAGGCUACUUACCAACAAGGAUGGCAGCAAAAGAUGAAUGAACUUAAGGGAGUAGAUCCAAAGGCUUGGGCAUGGUUAAUGGGAGUGCCUACAAAUAGUUGGUGUAAGCAUGCUUUUAGUUUUUACUCUAAGUGUGAUGUACUAAUGAAUAACAUUGCUGAGUCUUUCAAUGCAACCAUCUUAGUAGCUAGAGACAAACCCAUUCUAACCAUGUGUGAAUGGAUUAGAAAAUACUUGAUGAAUAGGUGUAGUAACUCUGCAUUGAAACUUGAGAAAUGGCCACACACUAUCAUGCCAAUACCUAGGAAAAGAUUGGACACUGAAGUGGCUAUGAGUGGGCAUUGGUUACCUACUUGGGCCAUGGAUGAAAAAUUUCAAGUCACACACUCCUAUAACAAACAACAGUUUAUUGUAGAUAUUACUAGAAAGUCCUGUACUUGUAACUUCUGGGAGUUAGUGGGCAUACCAUGUAGGCAUGCAGUUGCAGCACUAAGCUUUAGACAACAAAAUCCAAAACUGUUUGUUGAUGAAUGCUACUCUAGGGAUAAAUAUGCACUAUGUUAUGGUUUUGCUGUGAGCCCUAUCAAUGGUCAGGAAAUGUGGCCUGAGGUUGAGACUGAGGAUCUUUUACCCCCCAACUACAAGAAAGGUCCAGGCAGACCUAGGAAACUGAGGAUUAGAGAAACAGGUGAGGAAGGGGCUAGAAGAAGAUUGCCUGGUGUAGCAUAUAGAUGCACUAAAUGUGAUAAGGUUGGGCACAAUGUGAAAUCAUGCAAGAGCAAGGAACAACAUCCUAAUGCUCUGAAGAGAAAGAAGAAGCUUAGGUCUGGUGUAAGUGCAGGUGAAACAAGUGCCCCUGUUGAUGGACCAAGUCAAACUGAGGCAAAAUCUGGUAUAAGUGCAGCUGAAACAGGUACCCUUGAUGAUGUCCCAAGUCAAACUGAACUUGCAACACAGACUGCCCCAAGUCAUUCUGAACCUGGUGUAAGUGCAGCUGAAACAGGUGCCCUUGAUGGUGUCCCAAGUCAAUCUGAACUUGCAACACAGACUGCCUCUACUGCUGAUGUAUUUGGAGACAUCACUGAUGAGAUGCUUGCAAGUAUACCAGACAUCAGUCAAGAUGUCCAAACAAGCUCUGCCAAAAGUGUACCAAGCAAAAUCAGCAAGGGCAAACAGAAAGUCAAGCAGGAAUCCAUCCCAAAGAGAAAGAGGCAAAAGGAUCAACCAAUAACUUUAAGUGAAGAAGAAGAUUGCAAUGAAGCUCAAGGUGCAAGAAAGGUUGCUAAGAAGGCUAAGAAGAAGUCUGUCAAUGAUCUCUAG
This is a messenger RNA of Vicia villosa (hairy vetch), 1562 nucleotides long. RefSeq lists its product as uncharacterized. The record is from RefSeq and is a predicted model, not a curated record. The transcript has 3 exons. Lineage: Eukaryota; Viridiplantae; Streptophyta; Magnoliopsida; Fabales; Fabaceae. Gene Ontology annotation, molecular function: zinc ion binding. Bases 135 to 1562 code for a protein of 475 amino acids.